AUGGAAUCAAUCUUUACUCUCUUACAUAUAGUAAUAGCCAUCAUGAAUUCUUCCAGGGCCCAAGAGACUACCUGUAGCCUGAGUGGAGAACCUGCAUACCCACAACUAUGGAAAGAUGGUAAUAUCAUCAUCGGAGGUAUUUUCCCUUUCCAUAAAAAAUGGGAGAUCACUGACUCUUCCUAUUCGGCCAUACCUGCUAUAAAUUGCAUGAGUGUGGAUGUCAGAGCCUUCCAGUAUUCACAGACCCUGAUCUUUGCAAUAGAGGAGAUCAACAACAGUUCUUCUUUACUGCCUGGAGUCUCCCUGGGCUUUAAAAUAUUUGACACCUGUAAUUCUGCAGCACUGGGGGUGAAAGGAGCAAUGACACUUCUGAAUGGAAAUGAGAACUCAGUCUCAGAUGACAUCUGCACAAAGCCAGCCCAGGUGCAAGCCAUAAUAGGAGAGACAUACUCAUCAGUGUCCAUGGCUAUAGCAAAAACUAUUGGACCUUUCAGUGUGCCCUUAAUCAGUUACUAUUCUACCUGCGAAUGUCUCAGUGAUAAAAGGAAAUAUCCCUCAUUUCUGCGCACUAUUCCCAGUGAUUAUUACCAGACCUUAGCACUUGCAGAGAUGGUCAAGCACUUUGGCUGGACCUGGGUGGGAGCAAUAAGAAGAGAUGAUGACUAUGGUAAUAAUGGGAUGUCCGCAUUUACUAAAAUUGCUGAGCAACUUGGCAUAUGCUUAGAAUAUUCCCUUCCAUUUUUUAGAACCUACUCACAAGAAAAAGUGUUGAGAAUCGUUGAGCAAAUUAAAAGCUCCACUUCUCGAGUGAUAGUGGGAUUUGUCACUCCCUGGGACCUGGAGAUUUUACUUCAAGUAUUCACUGAACACAACAUCACUGGAUACCAGUGGGUGGGAAGUGAGGCAUGGAUUGCUGAUCUAAUAGCAGCUACUUUGGAUAAGUCCAAUAUUCUGCAAGGAGCCAUAGGGCUAGCUAUUCCAAAAACAACAGUAACAGGUUUGAAGGACUUCAUCCUAGAUAUAAAACCAUUGAAAGCUGUAGGCAAUGCCAUUUUUACAGAAUUCUGGGAGGCUCUGUUUACUUGUACAUACGCAGUGCAGAAUAAUUCAGAGACCAUACCAGUCUGCACAGGAGAAGAGAAACUGUCUGAGGUGGAAAACAACUUAAUUGACAUGUCUUUGAUGCCUAUUUUCAGUAAUGUGUAUAAAGGAGUAUAUGCCAUUGCACAUACACUACAUGAACUUCUUGGCUGCAAAGAAACAUGUCCUAUAAAAAAGCAGCUUGAUCCUUUCACAUUUCUAGAACACCUCAAAAGGGUACGUUUCAAGACAAAGGAAGGGGAAGAGGUUUAUUUUGAUAAAAAUGGUGAUCCCCUGGCAAGAUAUGAAAUAAUAAAUUGGCAAAAAACUAAAGAAAACCAAUAUGAGUUUGUCACAGUUGGACUUUAUGACUCCUCUCUUCCUGCUCGUGAUCGAUUAGCAGUAAAUAUGGCCUCGAUUGUCUGGGCACAGAAUAUAAAUCAAGUGCCAAAAUCUGUAUGCAGCGAGAGGUGCCCUCCUGGCACAAGAAAGGCUGUGCAGAAAGGAAAGCCUAUCUGCUGUUUUGACUGCAUACCAUGUGCUGAUGGAGAGAUCAGUAAUAUCACAGAUUCUAUUAAAUGUGAACAAUGCCAGCAAGAUUACUGGUCAAAUCCAAACAAAGAUAAAUGUGUAAAGAAGGAAAUUGAAUAUUUGUCCUAUGAAGAAACUAUGGGAAUUUUGUUAACAGCAGUGUCCAUUAUUGGUGCGUUUAUGACAAUAGUAAUAGCAAUCGUAUUCUACAGAUAUAAAAAUACCCCAAUAGUCAAAGCAAACAACUCUGAACUCAGCUUCCUGUUGCUCUUCUCUCUAACACUGUGUUUCCUUUGUUCACUUACUUUCAUUGGCCGGCCCUCUGAGUGGUCCUGUAUGCUGCGCCACACAGUGUUUGGGAUCACAUUUGUCCUCUGCAUCUCCUGUGUUCUGGGAAAAACCAUAGUGGUGUUAAUGGCCUUCAGGGCUACACUUCCAGGCAGUAAUGUCAUGAAAUGGUUUGGGCCUCCACAACAGAGACUCAGUGUUCUUGUCUCCACUCUCAUACAGGUUCUCAUUUGUGUGCUUUGGUUGACAAAAGCCCCCCCUUUCCCUUUCAAAAAUCUAAUGCACUAUAAGGAAAAGAUCAUUCUUGAAUGCAAUUUGGGCUCGAACAUAGGUUUCUGGGCUGUGCUGGGUUACAUAGGAUUUUUAGCACUUUUGUGUUUCAUUUUAGCUUUUCUGGCUAGGAAGCUUCCGGAUAAUUUUAAUGAAGCCAAAUUCAUCACAUUCAGCAUGUUAAUGUUCUGUGCGGUUUGGAUAACUUUUAUUCCGGCUUAUGUCAGCUCUCCUGGAAAAUUCACUGUAGCCGUAGAGAUAUUUGCUAUUUUAGCAUCAAGCUUUGGUUUACUAUUCUGUAUCUUUCUUCCAAAGUGUUACAUAAUCAUCCUUAGGCCAGAGACAAACACUAAAAAGCAAAUUAUGGGAAAAGUGCCUGUUCAAUAA
Molecule: messenger RNA, 2556 nt
Organism: Pangasianodon hypophthalmus (striped catfish)
Lineage: Eukaryota; Metazoa; Chordata; Actinopteri; Siluriformes; Pangasiidae
Product: extracellular calcium-sensing receptor-like
Exons: 6
Coding region: 1-2556 (851 amino acids)
Biological process (GO): G protein-coupled receptor signaling pathway
Cellular component (GO): membrane
Molecular function (GO): G protein-coupled receptor activity
Source: RefSeq, a predicted model, not a curated record